This is a messenger RNA of Prunus armeniaca (apricot), 261 nucleotides long. The record is from the annotation of a GenBank genome assembly. NCBI's taxonomy places the organism in Eukaryota, Viridiplantae, Streptophyta, Magnoliopsida, Rosales, Rosaceae.
AUGUAUGAGGAAAUCAUAAAAGCAACAGAAGAUUUUGAUUCCACUUAUUGUAUUGGGAAGGGAGUACAUGGAAGCGUUUAUAGAGUGAAUUUGUCAUCUGCCAACUUAGUGGCCGUGAAGAAACUCCAUCAGUUGUGGGAUGGAGAGACAAAUCUUCAGAAAGAGUUCUUAAAUGAAGUAAGGGCACUCACUGAGAUAAGACACCGAAGCAUUGUGAAGCUCUAUGGUUUCUGUGCACACAAACGAUCUAUGCUUUUAUAG